CCCUGCUUUGAUUGCUGGGUGCCCAUAGUAAUUGGUUACCAGAAAGUACCAUCCUAUAGCUGUUAACACUGUUGGACUUUGGAGGAUGUUUUAUGAUACUAGAUGAGUUUCUUACAAAUUGAUAACUGUAAAAAAUGUUUUCUCAUAUCUCUGGCUAUAAGGAAAGCACAUCUGUGUCAUCUGGAAAGUGCAAGGGUUAAAUGCUAAUUGAUUUCCAAUGGCUUACUAUACACAUGGCGUAUGAGAUUUCUGGUCCAUUUCAAGCUGGUGGUUUUGUGUCUGGAGGAUUGUGAAAAAUAACUGUAAUAGUAUCUGCUCCUAUAGGGGCCAAGUGAACAGUAUUAAACCAUUCCUGAAGGAGCAGCUUCUGCAUAAUGAGUGACCAGGAUGGGGGGCCGUUCAUAAUAUGUACAAAAGAGGAGCCAGUAACCUGGAAUGUUAAUGUGGAUGCAGUUGAGCCUGACAAACCCCUCCCUCUUUUGCCGAGAAUGGUGCCUCUAGCGUGUCACAAGAGCCAGGAAGAAAGACUGAAGAAAAUCAAUGGAUUGUCGCCCACUGGACAUGGCUUUAACAUCCGAGCGGAUCAGCACUUGGAAUACCACCAUUUUUCUGAGCCGGGCUAUCUUGGCAAUGGCCCGCACUGCUCAAACAUAUGCAAUGCAAAUUAUGACAGCUAUGAUUAUUGUGAUGGGAGGGAAGUAUCAGAAAAAGAUGCUAUGCUGCAGGACAGUCGGACAUCUGGGGAUGAGGAUACUGAUGCCCUGGUGGAGGGUAGAAAAAAGUUGCCAAAAGAAUCUAUCUUUGCCAUGGCGCUUCAAAUACUUGUGCCAUUCUUGUUAGCAGGCUUUGGAACUGUGUCUGCUGGAAUGGUUCUGGACAUUGUACAGCAUUGGGACGUGUUUAAAAAUCUUACUGAAGUUUUUAUCUUGGUUCCUGCACUGCUUGGUCUUAAAGGAAACCUGGAAAUGACUCUCGCAUCUAGGCUCUCAACUGCAGUUAAUGUUGGCAAAAUGGAUUCCCCUAUUGAGAAGUGGAAUCUGAUUAUUGGAAAUCUGGCUUUAAAGCAGGUACAAGCAACAGUGGUUGGGUUUUUGGCUGCUGUUGCAGCAGUUAUUUUAGGCUGGAUUCCAGAGGGCAAAUACCGUCUGGACCAUGCAAUACUCCUCUGUUCUAGUAGUGUAGCGACUGCUUUCAUCGCAUCACUUCUUCAAGGUAUAAUCAUGGUAGGAGUAAUUGUUGGAUCAAAGAAAACCGGGAUAAACCCAGACAAUGUUGCCACUCCGAUUGCUGCUAGUUUUGGAGAUCUCAUCACCCUUGCUAUAUUGGCAUGGAUAAGUCAAGGUCUUUACACCUGCAUUGAUUCGUAUUCAUUUGCGUCACCACUGGUUGGUACUUUCUUUGUGGCUCUGACUCCAAUAUGGAUUGUAGUAGCAUCCAAGCACCCAGCGACAAGAAUUGUCCUGCAUUCUGGCUGGGAGCCAGUCAUUACUGCAAUGCUUAUUAGCAGUGUUGGCGGCCUUAUACUAGACACAACUGUUUCCGACCCAAACUUGGUUGGGAUUGUUGUCUACACACCAGUAAUAAAUGGUAUUGGUGGAAAUUUAGUAGCCAUUCAGGCCAGCAGGAUUUCUACCUAUCUUCACUUACACAGCAUUCCCGGAGAGCUGUCAGACGAUGCCAAGGGGUGUUACCAUCCUUGUAGGACCUUUUGUGGAGCAGGUCCAAAUAGGAAAUCGGCUCAAGUUCUCGUCUCUCUUGUCAUCCCUGGACACUUAAUUUUUUUAUACACCAUUUAUUUAAUGAAGAGUGGUCACACGUCUCUGACUCCCAUCUUCAUCGUGGUUUAUUUAUUGGCAGCUAUAUUACAGGUAUUUUCUCUGCUCUGUAUCGCAGACUGGAUGGUGCAUCACAUUUGGAGGAAGGGAAAGGACCCAGACAGUUUUUCUAUUCCAUACCUUACUGCUUUGGGGGACCUUUUAGGAACUGCUUUGCUUGCUGUUGGCUUCCAUAUUUUGUGGCUUAUUGGGGAUCGAGAUGGAGAUGUUGGAGACUAGCCAAGGUUUGAAGAUCCAGCCACCUCUACUUGAUACUCGGGUACAAUGAUUUCCACAGAAUCCAGCUAAACAAGAGCGGACAAUCGUAUUUUGUUCUAGGAUUUAAAACUGAACAUUUUCAAUUUUCUACAAAUUUCAAAUGAUCAAUAGUUGGCAAAUUCCCUUAUCAGUAGGUGCGUGGGUGAUUGUAUUCACUUUGCUAUAAGCACUUUACAUUUUAUGUAUGCAUGUUCUGUGGCUUUAUUUUUCAGUUUUAUUUCACCUACAGAGUAUUCCUAGGUGUUUAUCCUCUGGGUCCAGGUGGACAUCAUGUUGAUGUGCUAGCAAAGUUGUUAUGAUAAGGUACUUGCAUAUAUUUUACCUUAAAUUACAUGAUGACAGUAAUUUUAUGUUUUGAACUUUUCAUUCAGUAAUUUAUUACAUGUUUGUUCUUAUUGAGGGAAAAUUAUACAAUUUCUAUCUAUUUUAACAUACAAUUAAUUGCUAAAGUUCAUACUAAUGUAACAAUGUAUUGUAAAGUUUAGCAUUAAUUAUAAGAUGUUAAAGCUGAACUCCAGCCAAAUGCAUAGUAAACACAUAGAAUGGUCCAUCAUAGCUGCCAAAGCAUCUGAUGGACUCGUUUUGUGAUGUGUAUAUAAUUAUUGUUUUUUUUUUGUUUUUUACUGACUUUGUCUAAAUGUCUAUCUCUUCUUUCUGGAGUUCAACUUUAACUGAGAGGAAAGUGUAUUAUGAUUUGUGUGAAAUUACACUUUUUAAGGGAUUUUCUAGGUUUUCACUGCUUUGUUAAUUGUAAUGCAUUGUUUUAUAUAAACAUUUUGUAGCAUAACUGGGUAAGCUGCAAUUGCUGAGCUUUUCAGAAAAUGUCAGUUGCCUGGCUGUCCUUUUUGUUGCAAUGGCUUUAUUGCAUCCUGAGUCACUGACCUGUAAUGAAUAUGUAUAUUGGGUAUA
Molecule: messenger RNA, 3002 nt
Organism: Rana temporaria (common frog)
Lineage: Eukaryota; Metazoa; Chordata; Amphibia; Anura; Ranidae
Gene: SLC41A2
Product: solute carrier family 41 member 2
Exons: 11
Coding region: 375-2054 (559 amino acids)
Biological process (GO): monoatomic cation transport
Cellular component (GO): plasma membrane
Molecular function (GO): monoatomic cation transmembrane transporter activity
Source: RefSeq, a predicted model, not a curated record